AUGGGAAAUACAAAUAUAGGGUCUACUAAGAGGGUCAAUACCAAUAAGGCUUCCAAGAAGGCUAAAAGCAAUAACAAAGCAGAACCUGGAAAGAGUAAAAUCGAGAAGAGUAUAAGCAGGAGUACAAAUAAAAGUAAAAACAGAGGUGAUUCAAGUUUCCAUGGUGAACCAAAAGUGAAGAAAUCAAAAAAUGGGAAUGGAGACAACACUCUUGGCUUUGUUCCACAACGUAAAAGUAAAAAGGCCAAAAUUAAAGACAGGAAGAGCAAAGGAAGAGAGGUAAUUGAUAGUCAAACCAAGUCGAAGAACACGUUUGAUAUUUUAGACAACGAAAAAGAUGUCAAGGACAGUGCUAUUCGAGAACACAAAGUAAACUCUAAUGAUAAAAGUGAUGAUGAUGAGGAUGAUGAUGACGAAAUUAUAGAGGUUUCUGAAGCUUCGGACUCGGAUGCCGAAACUACUGGAAGUAUGAAUGAAAAUCAGGAGAUUGUAAACCCGGAUAAGGAUAUAGUCCUGGAUGAUAAUGACAAUAGCGAUGGGAGUGAAAUCGUGGAACUACCAAGUAAUAGCGAUGACGAAGAACUCCAGCCUCCUAGGAAAAUGCAAAAGACAGAACAAUCGAGCAUGAAUGACGACUUUAUUGCUUUUGAUUUUUCUGCGGAUGAAGAUGAAGAUGACGUACAGAAUGAUGAUGAGGGAAACGAGACUAAUGAUGAAUACAGUGAUGAAAAUGAGUAUUUGUCCAAUGACGAAGGAAGCUAUCAUUCUACUAAUAUCAAACACAAGGCAGGACAGAUCAACGACGAAUUUCCAUGGAUCAGAAAUAGCGAUCAUUCGAAGGAAAGAGAGAUUUCAGAUUGGUUAACAUCAGAAAUCAAGGAUUUCUUGAACUACAUUGCACCUUCUGCUGAAGAGAUACAAAGCAGAAACAAUUUAGUUGAAAACUUAAAGUCACAUAUUAAAUCUAUUUGGCCUGAUGCAGAAUUACAUUGCUUUGGUUCAUUUGCUACUGACUUAUACCUUCCUGGGUCCGAUAUUGAUUGUGUCGUUACCUCUAAACGUAGAAGGUAUGAUAACAAAAGUUCGCUUUACCAGCUGACUUCAUACAUUAGGAAUCACGGAUUGGGUGUCGAGGUGACGCCUAUAGCAAAGGCGAAGGUUCCAAUCAUAAAGUUUGUUGAUCCGAAAACUAGGAUUCAUAUUGAUAUUUCCUUUGAAAGAUCCAACGGUUUAGAUGCUGCAAAGUUAAUUAUAAAAUGGUUGAAAACAACACCUGGACUGAGAGAACUUGUACUGAUUGUGAAACAAUUUUUGGCAGUUCGUAAACUGAAUGAAGUUCAUGUUGGUGGGCUGGGGGGAUUUUCAAUUAUUUGCCUGUGUUACUCGUUUUUAAAACUUCAUCCUAGACUAUCCACUAACGAUAUUGAUGCCCAGGAAAAUAUUGGAUGUCUACUAAUUGAAUUUUUUGAACUAUAUGGCUAUAAUUUUGGCUAUGAUAAAGUUGCGUUGGCAUUUGCGUCAGAAACGGAACCAAUUUAUGUUUCUAAAUCCUCCAAUCCAGACCUUAUGGGAAGAAACCCCUUUUCGUUGGCAAUUCAAGAUCCCCAUGAUCCGUCUAACAACAUAUCACGUGGUUCGUUCAACUUAAGAGAUAUCAAGCGUGCGUUUGGUGGUGCAUUUGAGCUACUUGUCAAUAGAUGUUAUGAUUUACACCAUGCUACAUACAAAGAACGUUUAGGACAGUCCAUACUGGGCGGAAUCAUCAAAUACAAGGGGAAGCAAAGGGAUUUCAACGAUGCUAGAGGAAGUAUCAAGAACGUGGCCUUCCAUGCAGCAAACAACGAUGCUAGAAAGCCUCUACUCAAGAAAACCGGUGUUUUGCCGCCUCUUCCUACUGAAAAGGCCGGAAUCGACCCUAGUGAGUAUUACAUCUCAGAUUCCUUCUAUUCGGAGGAUGAGCAUGAAGCUGAUGAUAGGGGCAAGUUCGAAAAGAUUUUUGAAAAUUCACAAAAGAGCAAAAACAACAAGGCUACUCAACAGAAAGCACAAGAUUUCCUUGAUAUUAAAGAUAGUGGGGAGGAUGAAGACGAGGCAUACACACCACAAAUAGAAACGAAGAAAGAGCCAGAUUUUAGUGAUUCAGACGAUGAUUAUGAUCCGUCAAAAGAUUCCUCCUCAAAUCCCUCUGCCGUUUCUGCCGUGCAAAAGAGAGACUUUUGGGCAAAAAAGGCAGGCUUCUGA
Pichia kudriavzevii is the source of this 2241-nucleotide messenger RNA. RefSeq lists its product as uncharacterized. The record is from RefSeq and is a predicted model, not a curated record. Lineage: Eukaryota; Fungi; Ascomycota; Pichiomycetes; Pichiales; Pichiaceae. Gene Ontology annotation, molecular function: poly(A) RNA polymerase activity; mRNA binding. Gene Ontology annotation, biological process: RNA 3'-end processing. Bases 1 to 2241 code for a protein of 746 amino acids. Gene Ontology annotation, cellular component: TRAMP complex; nucleolus. The transcript has a single exon.